AUGGAUGCCUGGAUCUCAGCACGUCGUCCAACUGCGUUUCCAUGGAAACCCGUCUUUCACUUGACCCUGCUGCUGGUCCAGCUGAGUGUCCCUUCAGUUGCAGCUUCCUGUCGCAUACUGAGGUGCAACUCGGAAUUCGUAGCUGCAACGCUGGACUUGGGGAGCAGCGCUGGUGCAGCUGGGGGGUCCGCGGGCGGGGCUCCCCUCUCGAGAGAGGUGGUGAACGCCGGCUACUGCCGCGCCCUCCGCUCCUACGGCAUGUGUACGAGGAAAAUGGCUCGUGCGUGCCGCGGUGACUUGGCCUACCACUCGGCGGUCCAGGGAAUCGAGGAUUUGCUGAUCCAGCACCGUUGCCCGCGGGCCGGGCCCACUGCACAGCCGAGGCCUCUUCCUCAGGGCACCUUGUCAGGGGACUGCCUGUAUCUGAAGGACCAGAUGACAAAACUGGAGCAGGUCCCUGAGCUCCUGCACUGCGGCGUCUUUGGAGACCCGCACAUACGGACCUUCUACAACGACUUCCAGACAUGUGCGGUGCCAGGGGCGUGGCCUCUGGUGGACAACCAGUACCUGUAUGUCCAGGCCACCAGCACACCCAUGAGAGGCGGGGCGUUUGCCACCGCGCUCACUAAGGUGACUAUCAUCUUCAAGAACUGGCGUCAUUGUGUGGCCCAGCAGUUGUACCAGGCAGAGCUGGACAACGUCCCAGCUGCCUUCGCUGAUGGGUCUGUGUCCAGCGGUGAGCGCCACGGUCCUCACAGCCUUCUGGUGCGGACUCAGAGCCCGGGCCUCCACGCGGAAAUCCAGGCCACACACAUAGGAACGGUGCUGGUGGUGCGACAGGUGGGACCCUCACUGAGCCUGUCUGUCCGGGCGCCCCGCAGCAUCGUGGAGGCUUUCGGGUCAGAGCAGGACCUGCAGCUAUGCGUGUGGGGCUGCCCCCCCUCCCAGAGGCUCAACACCCUCCGGCCUCCUCAUGUGGCGGCGCCGCCUCUGCCCGCUCACGCUCAUUGUGGCUCCCUGCUCCCAGCACAGGACGUCUACUACAGGGCUUGCGUGUUUGAUGUGGUCACCACCGGAGACCUGAACGUCAGCGCGGCAUCUGUCGUUGCCCUGCAGGACGCUCGUGCUCUCAUCGCGGACGCAGAGACACUUCACUUGCUGUCCGUCUCAUCCGCCCAAAAUGGACUGGUUCUGGUCCACCCAACGGUGCCACUGCUGCUCGGCCUGCUUGGAGCUGUGAUCACACAAUGA
Synchiropus splendidus (mandarinfish) is the source of this 1251-nucleotide messenger RNA. It is a transcript of the gene hjv, whose product is annotated as hemojuvelin BMP co-receptor. NCBI's taxonomy places the organism in Eukaryota, Metazoa, Chordata, Actinopteri, Syngnathiformes, Callionymidae. The transcript has 3 exons. Gene Ontology annotation, molecular function: coreceptor activity. Gene Ontology annotation, biological process: BMP signaling pathway. Bases 1 to 1251 code for a protein of 416 amino acids. Gene Ontology annotation, cellular component: plasma membrane. The record is from RefSeq and is a predicted model, not a curated record.